Helianthus annuus (common sunflower) is the source of this 1089-nucleotide messenger RNA. Its product is annotated as protein FAR1-RELATED SEQUENCE 1-like. The transcript is spliced from 3 exons. Bases 1 to 1089 code for a protein of 362 amino acids. The record is from RefSeq and is a predicted model, not a curated record. Gene Ontology annotation, biological process: regulation of DNA-templated transcription. NCBI's taxonomy places the organism in Eukaryota, Viridiplantae, Streptophyta, Magnoliopsida, Asterales, Asteraceae.
AUGAAGACCACUUCUAGGUGCGAAAGCGCUAACCAUUUGUUCAAAUCAAACUCUAGUCCACACAAUACGUUGGUACAGUUUAUGUUGUGCUACGAUACGUCCGUCGAUGGGUUACGAAAUGACCAACGUGAACUCUCUUAUCAAACAGACACCACUAAUCCAGAAUACAAAACUAAAUGGCCGAUCGAACGUCAUGCAAACGUAAUUUAUACUAGAAAAGUAUUCUUGGAUGUCCAAAAGGAAAUUCUCAAGGGUAAGGAGAACAACUACAUUGCUGAACGAUCAAUAUCAGAUGGAGUAAACUGUUUCGUGAUUGCUCACCAAGAUCAGACAUCAGAAGUUUUAAAUGAGUUCAAGCAAUUCACCCUUAAAUUGCAGGUCACGUUUAACAAAGAAGAUCUAUCAGUUACCUGCAAGUGUAUGGGUUUCACCCGAAAUGGAUAUCUAGGUCGUCAUGUGUUCUGCGUACUUGGCCAUCAUAACGUACAUAAGAUUCCAACACAAUAUAUUCACCCAAGAUGGAGGAGAGAUGCUAUUCCUAGCAGUGUGUAUAGCCUUGAGAACAGGUUAUCUGUUGAACAAAGCAGUAGCGGAAGAUUAUGGCGCAACAUAUUAGAUAAUUUGGAAAUGUGUAGAGACAGAGUGAGAGGCAAGAUUGAUAAAUUAGAGGAACUCAAUGCUCAAGUACAGGCAUUAAAAGAUAAGAUCUUUGCAGAAGUUCCAUAUGAUCUGGAAGUUAAUAUGAAGGCUGUCGUCUACCAGGAAAUUCUUUCGCAUGCCAUACCAGAGGAGCUCUCGUGUACUGCACCGAAGAAAAUCCGUAACAAAGGCUGUGGAAAGCAUAAACGACUGGUUGGCUCAAAGGAAAUAGCAAUAAAGAAAUUCAAAAAAAAGAGAAGAAAAUGUAGUGUUUGUGGGAAACGGGAUGAUUCAUCUACCGAAGAAGUUGACGAGGAAGAAGACGAUGACCAUUAUGAGUACGACGAAGGAAAUGAAACCGGUAUUGAUGGCGAAGGAAACGAAACCGGUACUGAUAGCGAAGGAAACGAAACCGGUACUGAUGGUGAAGAUAACGAUAGUGACAGCUAG